CGAGUAUAAAGGGGAGCGGCAUGGAGGCUUGAUCGACAAGUGAAGCAGCGCACCAAAUCCUGAGCACCCUCCACGUCGACGCAAUGCUGUUCCAUCCUAAUCCGCUCGUCCUGGCUGCCACGUUCUUGGGCCUGGUGAGCGCCUCGCCGCUCGAUGCCCGAGCUGCUGACCCUUUGUGCGUUGUGGUCACCAAAGCAGUCAGCCUCCUCAAGCAACAAGCAGCGGCGACACAGUACUGCGCCUCGUACCUGUCGAUCACCACUCCACCGGCCGUGGUGCAGACGGUCUAUGUCGCCAGCCCAACCACCGUCACAGUGUCGUACCUGCUGAAUUGCGAGACUACCCCAGCUCCUGCCAAGAGGCAUGAUCCCGCCGGAUCGGAACCAAAGCACGCGCGGGAGGCGCCGGACGGUGCUCCACGCGCCGCACCACAUCUCGGACAGCACCAUGACGAGCGCGCAGUCGCCAAGCCUGCCUGCCUCUCUGCAUUCAAUGUUGCGUCUGCCAUCUCGUCGGCCUGCAAUUGCUUAGCUAUCACCACCCCUACAGCCUCGACUAGCAUCGCGAGCCUUCUGGCGCACCAGGUCACGAGCACCACAACAACGACUGUGCUGGAGACAUCGUACACAUUCAAAGUCUACGACGAGAAUAAUCGUUUCGCCAAAUUCGUUGGUGGCGACGCCACGGCCCCCGAACCCUUUGCCUUUGUCGGCACCAGCGAUACUGCGACAAAGUUCAAUUUCUUCUUCAGCCUCGGGACAGGGUGUAUCAUGUCGACCAGCAGCUUUACCCUUAUCGUGCCUGGCUUUACUGCCAAUGACGGAGGCGGUCUGGCUUUCGCCCCGCGGGGUACCACGAGCAACCAGCAGACUGGCGAGACGGUGCUGGGAAAGGUCGAGCGCGCCACGGGCAAGUUGACCCUGUAUACAUCUACUUCGCCCGUCUUCUCAUCAGAGUCGGCCGACUCCAACAAUUUCUGGAAUGUCUGGAGAACCGCGGCGAAGAGCAGCCAGAGUGGUCAGGUGUCGAGUAAUCUCCGCGUGGUGGUCAUAUAACUGGACAAGCUCUUGAGAUGCUGGUAGUCUUGUGAAGGCUGCGUCGUUUGUUUCAACGUCCAAGGCUACCCUGCCAGUCGGUGGUAACGCAGGUUGUGAUGAUGGUGGACUGCCCUCGGUACGGUCUGCAUCUGUGACAGGCUGGACGUGGUUGGUCAACACCAUCAACUGUACGGGAUAUCGAUGCUAAUGAUGACGGCGAGGGAGGUUGUUACUUGGUUGUGAU
Messenger RNA from Microdochium trichocladiopsis, 1281 nucleotides. RefSeq lists its product as uncharacterized. The transcript has 3 exons. The record is from RefSeq and is a predicted model, not a curated record. NCBI's taxonomy places the organism in Eukaryota, Fungi, Ascomycota, Sordariomycetes, Xylariales, Microdochiaceae. The coding region runs from base 84 to 1055 and encodes 323 amino acids.